Tuber melanosporum (Perigord truffle) is the source of this 3232-nucleotide messenger RNA. RefSeq lists its product as uncharacterized. The coding region runs from base 1567 to 3030 and encodes 487 amino acids. The transcript is spliced from 5 exons. The record is from RefSeq and is a predicted model, not a curated record. NCBI's taxonomy places the organism in Eukaryota, Fungi, Ascomycota, Pezizomycetes, Pezizales, Tuberaceae. Gene Ontology annotation, biological process: proteolysis. Gene Ontology annotation, molecular function: metalloexopeptidase activity.
GAAAGGACUAAAAUUUGGUAUGCAGUCCUUUUUAAAAAAAACCCUUCGGUGUCACGAGUAUGACACGAACACCCCCCCCCCUCCCUACCCUAUUUAACGCCAAGCCCUCAAUGAAGCACUUGGUGCUGAAGAUGGGGUCCAGAAUCGGGUCAUGCUAUCAAAUUACCGAAAUCGAAAUCGUACCCUCGGAGAUUUUAAAACCACCUUCAUUGCAGCUGAGCUCUUCGCUACGGUACUGUGCUCGAGUGUCGUAUCGCAUCCUGAGGAGCAGUAGCACUGUGCAAUCCUGGGCCGUCAGUGUCUAGCGAGAUGCUCUAAAAUCUCGACCGGUGGAAAUUAUUCCGCAGGUCUAUGGCAUCGAUAUUGCACUGCCCAAAUUCCCCGGCCAAAAACUCAGUCAUGCGGGGAUCGCUUGGCAAGGCAAAGAGCUGGAAUUGGGCGAUACGGUGUUUGUGAAAAGAUUGAGACAUGGUGAGGUCAGCGCACUCAUAAUCAGGGCGAAUUCUACCGUGCGCUGGAUGCACUAUUGCUAUCCUGGCGGGAAGGAUCGACACUGUAUGCGGAUAUCGCGAUAUUGGGGGACGGUUCCUGCUUUUCCUCGAGUGCCAUCGCUUUGCCUCAUAUGAUGAUGAGGUUACACAAGUAUACUACAAGCCCUGUUGAAAGGCCAAUCGGAUCCUUAACUCCUCGUCUUGCAAGACUGACCAAUGAAAUUCCAGGAAAGGUGGAGGAAGGUGCUUGCACAAAUGAUUGAGUGCUGGAACCAGCCUAAUAAUGGAGCGCGAAAUUCUGCGAGGGAAUUCUCGGUACGAGGGCUGAAGGAAACCUAGCCAUCUUGGCUACCGUACAAGUAGGUACCAUGCCAUGUGUCCUUACGAGAGAGUAGUUGAUAUGUUGCAGAUCCGCUGUCGUAUCAAUACGAGAAACUUCACCAGCGAGUAAGACAGUCUAUCAGUGUUCAAAGUGAACCGGGACGAGUCAGCCGGCUAACAUAUCAUGAGUUAGAGUUACGUGUUACAAAACCGGUAAAAUUGUGACGGUUACAUGUUGCCCCAGUCUCUGCCGAAAAAACACAUGCAAUAACCCGCGUUGCUCAAAAGGGUGGAGGCAAAAUGCCCGCAGGGGCCCUUCCUGCCUUUUCCCGGAAGCACCGGGGCGAGCCCCGCUGUGCGAAAGUAUCCAACACUAUCUAUUGCUGCAUUCAAAGGCCUCAAUCCAACCCAUUAUUGAAAAAUCCACUGCCAGAAUACAGCAAGACCAAUAGUUAAGGAAGGUGUUGGCGACUAUAAAUUCUUGGCUCAACGGAACCUCUUCCUGCUUCUCCGGAUCAGCCAUAAACCCAAGACCCAGCGGUCGCCCUCCGCUUCGUAUAGUACUCGAGUAGGUGCCCUGGAAUAGCACCGCCUUGGAAUAGAUACGAUGUGGAAUGAUGCAGCCUUAUCAUACCACCAAAAGCGGUACGAACCCGAAAGCAAGGGGUGUUUGGUGCUUAAUAUAAUUUUCCACUAUAUAAAGAGGGCGGGGGAACUCAAUAGGGGCAACAUCGCCAAUUGACUAUCACUCACCAUGAAGCUCAGUUCGGUUCACAUUUGCGCAGCAUUUUUGGCGGCCACGGCUGCAAGGGGUGAAAUUGUUACCUCGGAGGGGUUGCAGAAUGGUGUAACGGAGGUGGAGUUGAUGAAGAACCUCAAACAGCUGGAUCAGAUCGCACGCGACAAUGGCGGGAAUCGUGCCUUUGGCUUUCCCGGCUUCGAGGCUUCGGUAAAGUAUAUUUCCGAGCGAACCAAUCGGUUUUCUCGUACAUUCGACACUUGGAUUCAAGACUUUCCUGCGAACUUCAGCAGGGUCGAGUCCAUAUCCUUCAAAGUUGGCGAAACGGAUUACUACGUCUGGGGCCUCACAUAUUCACCAUCCACACCUCCUGAGGGUGUGACUCUCCCGCUUGUCCUAGGGCCUGAGGGUGCUGCUGCCUGUAGCGUGGAUGGGUAUGCCGGCCUUGACGUGAAGGGUAAGAUUGUGCUUGUGGAGAGAGGAACAUGCCCAACCGGCGGCACUCUGGCUGGGAGAGUCCGGCCAGCAAAAUUGGCGGGCGCAUCCAAUGUUAUUAUCUACAAUAACUCUCCUACGAAGGUUACGGGUGGGACAUUGUCUGCUCCGGAUCCGGAGGGGUUUGUAAGCAGUGGAUUUAUCAACCAGGUCGACGGGGAAGCUUUGAAGAAGAGACUUCUCGCUGGAGAGAAUAUCAUUGCAUACUUCCAGCAGACACAGCUCAUCGAGAUUAGAGUUACUCAGAAUGUCUUUGCUGAGACCAAGGGUGGUGAUCCUAAUAAUGUCAUCAUCCUUGGCGCGCAUUUAGACAGCGUCCAAGCGGGUCCCGGAAUCAACGAUGACGGUUCAGGGACAAGUUUGAUUCUCGAACUCCUUACCGCUCUCAAGAAGUACGAAGUCAAGAACAAAAUCCGCUUUGCCUGGUGGGGCGCAGAGGAGAGCGGACUCCUCGGUUCAAGGUACUACACCUCCCACCUCAGCAAAACAGAAGUCGACAAGAUCCUCCUCUACCUCAACUUUGACAUGGUCUCAAAGGGCUACUUUGGCGUCUUUGAUGGCGACGGCAGCACCCAUGGCCUCGCUGGUCCCCCGGGCUCAGACGUCAUUGAAAAGCUCUUUGUCGAAGACCUCACUAGAAAAGGCAUUACCGUCACCCCGGUGCCAUUUACCGGUUCAAGUGACUAUGCCAGUUUCAUGGAUACCCUGAAGAAGCCCAUCGGGGGUUUACACACCGGAACCGGAGUUGAGCAGGACCCGUGCUAUCACCAGGCCUGUGACGACUAUACGAAUCCAAAUUCUACCGUUUUGACAAUUAACGCUAAGACCGCCGCGCAUGUCCUCGCUGUAGUCGCUCAUGACGGACACAACUUGAUCCCUAAGAAUAAUACUAACACUCUGGUUAGACAGGACGCUACGGAUAUUGUCCAGUGGACCGUGACCGAGGGGGAUAGACACGUGGGUACUUGUGGACACGAUGUUUAGUCUUUCAUGUAUUGAUAUGGGGUGCCAGUACGGUAUGUACUUUGUGGAUGAACACAAGUUGCCUUUCGCGAUGAGGGUAUGCUUUUGGUGGAUGCAGUGGUCAACGCGUUCAUAUAAUAUCACUCGCAAGGGUGUUAGAAAGUCAAAGUGAAUGUUCAAACUGGUUAGUAAGAUACUUUCUGAAAAUCCUUUAUUUGCCGUA